UUUCAGGCUUGCUAUAUAAAUGCUGAAGUUGGCCGAUUUCAAGUAUCAGUUAUCUAGCUGCUUCAAAACUACCAACAACUCCCCAACAUGAAGUUCUUCAUUCUCGCCGCCCUUAUUGCCAUCGCAUCUGCCAACUCCGGAUACCCGGCUCCAUCUUACCCAGCCCCUGGUUACCCUGCUCCAGCGUACAAACCCGAAUCUUACCCACCACAGCCGUACAGCUUUGCUUGGGAAGUGAAUGAUGCCCCAUCAUACAACAACUACGCCCAUUCCGAGAGCAGCGAUGGCAAGGUGACUACCGGAUCUUACCGUGUUGCCCUGCCCGAUGGCCGCACUCAGAUUGUAACCUACAAGGCUGACAGUUACGGAUACGUCGCUGACGUCAAAUACGAGGGACAGGCCAAAUACCCUGAAUACAAACCAGCUGCUGCUUAUCCUGCCCCAGCUUACAAAGCUCCAGCAUAUCCUGCUCCGGCUUACCCAGCUCCUGCCUACAAGGCCCCAGCUAAAUACUAAAAGACUAAAUGAAUUGCAAUUCGAUUUUCGAUAGAUGUAUUACUUUUUAUUCCCGUAUGGUUGUAAAUGAUGAAAUGAGUUAUUUUUGGUUGAACGAAAUAAAAUGUGUAUAAAAUUUA
Daphnia magna is the source of this 635-nucleotide messenger RNA. RefSeq names its product pro-resilin-like. NCBI's taxonomy places the organism in Eukaryota, Metazoa, Arthropoda, Branchiopoda, Diplostraca, Daphniidae. Gene Ontology annotation, cellular component: extracellular matrix. The transcript has 3 exons. The record is from RefSeq and is a predicted model, not a curated record. The coding region runs from base 88 to 516 and encodes 142 amino acids.